UCACCGCCAUGGCGCUGUCAUUAGCACUAGGAAGAAGAUCAAAUCUCAAGUGCUUCUCAGUGGUUUCGAGUACGCUCAACUGGAGGAUCGGGGGAUUAGGAUUAGGAAGAAGAGGAUACAACACUAGUCUCCCAGAAGUAGUUCCAUUUAAGGAAGAAUUCGAGAUUGGUUCUUACCGUGUUAGUUUUGAAACAAGCUGCCCUCCUGAUGAUCAGCAAUCUGGUGAUGUUGUAUUGACGUCACAAUACAUUGGAAAAGAGGAGGACCCAUCAUCGUUGUUUCGAUUGAAAGAAAAUAAUCUUUUAUCUACCAAAGUCUUCUCAACUGUUUCUGCCUCUCCUCUUCUUCCUGAUGUCAUCCCGCGCUCUUCGCCCCGCAUAAAGGUUGAUUACCAAGGAAACCAGUUUCCUACUAAUGACGGUGUCAGUCAGUCUUUCAUGCCGAGGGAGAGUGCUCGUAUUAUUCGGACACCUAUUCGUCCUCUUUUUCCAGCACACUUUUACCAUGAUGUGGAGGUUAUGGCAAGAGUUCUAUGUUGCGACGGAGAACAAAAUGCAGAUGUAAUGGCUGCCAAUGCUACAUCUGCAGCUCUUAUGCUAUCUGACAUUCCUUGGGGUGGCCCAAUUGGGGUUGUGCGUAUAGCAAGGGUAUGGGGAGAAUUUGUUAUUAAUCCAUCAAGGAAUGAGCUUUACUUUGGUGACCUCGACUUGGUUUAUGCCUGCAAUGGAGAUCAUCAAACUCUAAUGGCAGACGCUCAAGCUCGUGAGGUUACGGAGAAAGAUCUAAAACAGGCGCUACAGCUAGCACAUCAACAGGCUGUAAAAUAUCUUGACCCUCAAACUGCAUUGGUUAAAAAAGCUGGGAAGCAUAAGAAGGAUUACACAUUAACAAUGCUCAAGGAGAGUACCAUUCAGAAAAUCAUGAGCUUGGUGGAAGCACCAUUCGAAGCUUUCUUUCCUGAUUCUGAAAAUGAAAAGACUCAGAUCAAGGGGGACAAAGUUUUGGGCAAAAUUACAAGAGAUGCAAAAAGAGUGUUGGGGGUGGGGAAACACGAUGAAGAGGUGAAGGUUCUUCCAAAUAUCAACAUACGAAAGAAAAUGAUUGGGGGUGAGGAAUCUCUGGUCAAACUUACAGAAGAUGUAAAAAGAAUACUGGAAGUGGAAGAGCACAAUGAUGAAGAGAAAAAAAAAGCUAAGAUGGUUGACAUGCUAAAAAAAAAGGCUUUCCACAGGUGGAUUAGUGAGAAGGAUCUUAGAGUUGAUGGGAGGCGUCUUGACAAUGUUAGGCGGUUAAAAUGUGAAUAUUCUAAAGUCUCAGAACUGGAGGGAUCAUCACAAUUUGCUUGUGGGCUGACUCAGGUUACAUGCACAGUGACACAAAGAAGACCAACAAAGGAUGAAGCUAAAAAUAUGGGUGGAAAUCAUCCCCUUCUCCGUUUCCCUAGAUUUUUGUACAAUAGUCCACCCUUCAGAGUUGAUGGAAACUGGAAAUUAGGUGAUUGCAAUAGUUAUGAUGCACGGGACGGCGAUUUUGUGGAGAAAGCUUUGGUUGUGCUGCUACCUGUAGAAUAUAACUUUCCAUAUGUUGUUUGUGUCGACUCAGAAGCUAUACAUUCUGAUGGUUCAGUCUCUACAGCCACUAUUUGUGGGGGGAGUGUUGCUUUAAUGGCUUCUGGUGUCCCUCUAAAGAAACAUGUGGCUGGUGUUUCAGUGGGCACCGUCAGUGAAGUUUAUCCCACUGAUGGAAAGAUGAACAAUUACCGAAUACUGACAGAUCUAUCAAGUUUAGAGGAGCAUCUAGUGGACAUGAACUUCAAAGUUGCAGGCUCGCGAGAUGGAAUUACAGCAAUUCGAUUGGAUUUAAAUGUAGCUGGUGUUCCUUUAGGUAUCAUCUGUGGCUGCUUAGGACCUGCAUUAAAAGGUUGCCUUGAAGUCCUUGAUACGAUGGACCAAAAGAUCAGUAAUCCUAUUUAUUGUACUUCAGAUGAUUGGGGUUGGAGUGACGCGACAGUAGUUGCAUAUAGGCUUCCCACUAAGUCUAUUGAACGCUUGACUGUAUCUAAUGGUGCAUGGCAGAGGGAUUUCGAACGGAAAACAGGAACAAGGAUUUCGUUGACGAAAAAUGGAGCGGUUACAAUAGCUGCAAAGAAUGAAACAAGUCAUUUGCUAGCUAGGCAAAAGGUUGAAAAUAUUAUUGCGCAUGAGGUUGAAUUUGGAAGGCUACAUGAAGACGAGGCAACCCUAAUGAAGAGCUACGUGGAAAUAUCAGCUGAGCAGGUUGAAAGAGCAUAUAUGUAGGUUUAGCGUCAACAAUUGUCUUUAAGCGGUUUCAGUUGCAAAACAUUGGCUCCACCGACGCGUAGAUUUGGAUUUGCCAGUUAAUUCCUUGGGGUUCUCUGUAAAGAUGGCCAAGAAUUAUGUGAAUCCAAUUUAUCAGAAAUAUCUGAUUUCUUAUCUAGGUGGACAUCGACAUAAAACUAGUUCAACUUGAAUGCAUCAUGUAGAACUCCGUGAAGAUGAAGAGAGUUUUACUUCAUCCAGAUUUCUUUCAUUAGUAUAAAAACAAGGAAACUAACGACCGAUU
Molecule: messenger RNA, 2583 nt
Organism: Papaver somniferum (opium poppy)
Lineage: Eukaryota; Viridiplantae; Streptophyta; Magnoliopsida; Ranunculales; Papaveraceae
Product: polyribonucleotide nucleotidyltransferase 2, mitochondrial-like
Exons: 16
Coding region: 9-2297 (762 amino acids)
Biological process (GO): mitochondrial RNA 3'-end processing; mitochondrial mRNA catabolic process
Cellular component (GO): cytosol; mitochondrion; chloroplast stroma
Molecular function (GO): polyribonucleotide nucleotidyltransferase activity; 3'-5'-RNA exonuclease activity; RNA binding
Source: RefSeq, a predicted model, not a curated record